AUGUCUAAUAACUUCUGCUCAGAAGUCCUCAGCUCUUCUUCUUGUAGGAACUCUAGUCAUGUUCCUGUCACCUCACCUGUCACCAGUGGUCUCUGCUCCACUGAGACGAGAAAUAGAGAUGCCCCUUGCUCUCCUACUAGCAGCCUGGGGAGCAAUACACCACGUGACAACUGUCAAGAGCCCUGCAGUGAACCCAGAAGCUGUCAAUCAACCAGCUGCAACAGGAGCGCUGGCAGCCCUUCAGUCUGCUCUCCGAUUACUUCAGGUAUAUCUGGAUCUCAAGAAGGAACUAGUUGUCUUCCCAACACAUCCCACAAUUCCAGCUUUUGCCGUCCAACAUUCUGUGGACAGCCUAUGAGUUGCUAUGUUCCAAGUUAUCUGUAUAAUGGAUGUCAACCCUUGGGGUAUCUGACCUAUGGCCGUCCACCACUGAGAAACCUGACUUACGGAUGCCAGUCUUCCAGCAGCAUGCCUAGCUGCUACAGGCCCACGAGCUAUAAAUACAACAGCUUCCAACCUUACUCCUCUUCCUUGAGUGGUUGGCAUUAUCCUUACUAA
Grammomys surdaster is the source of this 558-nucleotide messenger RNA. RefSeq names its product keratin-associated protein 26-1-like. Gene Ontology annotation, molecular function: structural molecule activity. The coding region runs from base 1 to 558 and encodes 185 amino acids. The transcript has a single exon. Lineage: Eukaryota; Metazoa; Chordata; Mammalia; Rodentia; Muridae. Gene Ontology annotation, cellular component: keratin filament. The record is from RefSeq and is a predicted model, not a curated record.